Hipposideros armiger (great roundleaf bat) is the source of this 4820-nucleotide messenger RNA. RefSeq names its product probable global transcription activator SNF2L2. Gene Ontology annotation, biological process: regulation of DNA-templated transcription. The transcript is spliced from 4 exons. Gene Ontology annotation, molecular function: ATP binding. Bases 410 to 1198 code for a protein of 262 amino acids. Gene Ontology annotation, cellular component: nucleus. The record is from RefSeq and is a predicted model, not a curated record. Lineage: Eukaryota; Metazoa; Chordata; Mammalia; Chiroptera; Hipposideridae.
GUCCGCGCGAGUGUGUCUGCGCGUGAGUGUGUGUUGUGCGCGCCGGGUCCAGUGCGUUAGGAGCAGGGCGCGGGCCUCCCCCGGAGCUCCGGGAAGACCAGGCGAGGUUUGGAGGAGGGGGCUGGUUAGGGUGGUGUGUGCGUGUGGCUGUGAAUGUGAGUGUGCGCGCCCGAGCGGCAGAGAAUCAGGAAGUCACAGCAGCGAAGCGCACACAGACAUGUUUGAUCGCCGUGACAUGACGCGCGCGAGGGAGGAAGUGGCGGCGGGGGCCCGGCCGCGGGCCCCCGCGCAGGCCUAGGGCUCCGGCGGGGAAACCCGCUUCGGGUCGCCAGCAGUACCGCCUCGGCUCCUCUUUUUGUUCCGCGUCGCCCAGCCUCAUUGUACCGACUGGCAGAGACAGGAGAAGUAGAUGUCCACGCCCACAGACCCUGGAGCGAUGCCCCACCCAGGGCCUUCCCCAGGACCCGGACCCUCUCCUGGACCAAUUCUUGGACCUAGUCCAGGACCUGGACCAUCCCCAGGUUCCGUCCACAGUAUGAUGGGGCCAAGUCCUGGACCUCCAAGUGUUUCUCAUCCUAUGCCUACAAUGGGAUCUGCCGACUUCCCACAGGAAGGCAUGCAUCAAAUACAUAAGCCCAUUGAUGGCAUGCACGACAAGGGGGUUGUAGAAGACAUCCAUUGUGGAGCCAUGAAGGGCGCCAGUAUGCGGCCACCUCACCCAGGAAUGGGCCCUCCCCAGAGUCCAAUGGAUCAACACAGCCAAGGUUAUAUGUCACCGCACCCAUCUCCGUUGGGAACUGCAGAACAUAUCUCUAGCCCUAUGUCGUCGGGAGGUGGCCCAACCCCGCCCCAGAUGCCACCGAACCAACCGGGGCCCCUUAUCCAGGGCGAUCCGCAGGCGAUGAACCAGCCCAACAGAGGUCCCUCGCCUUUUAGUCCUGUCCAGCUGCAUCAGCUGCGAGCUCAGAUUUUAGCUUACAAAAUGCUGGCCCGGGGCCAGCACCUCCCUGAAACACUGCAGCUUGCAGUCCAGGGGAAAAGGACGUUGCCUGGCAUGCAGCAGCAGCAGCCACCGCCGCAACAGCCACAACCGCAGCCGCAGCCGCCUCAGCAGCCGCAGACCCUUGGUAGCUUCAGCAGACCAUCUGGUAGGUUAAUAUGCAACCAGAUGAGUAAUGUGAUGGUCCAACUUGGAUGAGAAAGACUGCUCACUGCACAGAAGCACGGGGUUGGUAUAAGCCCAGGGCUGACUUAGCCUUUUGUUGUACCUCGCUGGCUCCCUUGCCUGGCUUCACUUAGUUGGCCAAGAUUCUUGGUCUUUUUUGCUACAGAAUUGGGGAGCAGUGCUUCUUAACCUUUGGGGACUCUGGUGCAUGCUACAGGCCUAGGUAAAAAGCAUUAUCCCCCAGGAUUUUGCAUUCCCUUACAGGAAUUUCAAGGCUUGCGGGAAGCCCAUCCACACACCCCGGGUUAAGAACCCCUGCAACCCAGCACAUUCCAGAGCCAAAGCGUGUUCCUUGCAUCGGCUGUCCUCAAGCCAUGCUGUUUGUUGAUUUAUUCAUUUCUACCCCAUUUUGUUGUGAAAAGCAUUUGGGGAGGUUUCCAAGAAACAUACCUGGAGUGAACUAAUUAUCAGGUAGAAAAUCAGAAACAAAGGGAAAUAGAAAUUGAUGUCAGGCUUGUGGGGCCCACCAGAGUUCUUGUGGUUGCCGCGUCUGAGCUUCCAAGAUAACUCAAGUUCCCUGGCAGUCAGGAGAGGAGACAGGGUCAGGUGCCUCACUGUCAUCAUUCAGGAGGACGUUGCUUACCAGUUCACAGAGGACAAAGUACCAUUUUCUAAUAUGCCACUAUCAGGUAGAUUUUUUGUGUGGAAUUAAUUUUUUUUAAAUAUUGCUAUUAUUGUAAGAGGCACUGUAUGAUAUGUGUUCAUAAUAAAUAGAAUAACAGAAUCCACAUGGCCUACUUUUGACAUCAAAUCUGAGGCUGUGACAUUAUGUCAUGGGUGGAGAUGAGACAGUCCUUGUGUGGCCUCCUGGUGGUCUGGCUUGAUCCCACUGAUAGAAAUCAGAGGCGCAGAGGGCUAUAGGAUGACCUUCCAUGGAUGCUGUUUUCUCUGGGAAGGUUAAAGGAUGAAGUUUCAGUCAUUUGGACACAUGUACAUAACAAAUACUUCACAUCCUAACAAACACAAUCCUGUGCAUUUUCUGGAUCAUUUACAGAAGACAGGGCUUCAUUUUUUUUUUUAAACCCAGCUCCAGUGCCUGUAUCUUUCCUCACCAGGCCCCCUGUCAUUUGGGGGAAUUCGUUUUAUUACUCCCUACUCAUGUCUUGUGUCUUUCCAGCAGUCAGACUUCAUUAGAAAUGAAAAUAUUUGGGCAGAUAGCAUUUUAUGACAGAGUGGGGCAAGGAGGCCAUGGAUGAAGGAGGAAAGAAGAUACCUCCUUCAAAUAGAGCAGACCCAUUCCUGCCCCUGGGAAAGAGGCUGCUCCUGACACAUUGCUGAACUUUUCCCCAAAUCUCAGGUUUCACUGGGAGAUGAUAACCUUACUUGACAAAGACGUGUAUUUGGAUUGGCUCUUAGGACAUGUCCAAAUAAGGAAAAAAAAAAUUUUUUUUAAGUUAAUAUUACCUUUUAUUGUUAAAUAAAAGUGUAAUUGCUUAUAACACUUCUUUGCUUAUCCUACCUUUUUUUAAAAUUAAAAGUGUAAUUACUUAUAAAUACCUCUACUAAUAUUUUAGGAAAAAAUAAGUAUAAAUAUGUCCACUUAUCUAGAAAUAGCUGUGAUUUCAUUUUUCUUUUGUCCCAUUUUCUAGUGUUAUUCAUGUGUGAAGAAAAUCUUUUUGGCUGGGGUGGUCUGCUCAAACCUACUUCAAAGUUAUAAAUCACCAAAAUUGACAUCAUCAUAGAUACCACCAGAGAAUUACAGUUUGACUGGAGGAAUUGCACAAUGCACAAAUAACUCCUCAGUCCUUGCAUGCUCUGGACUCCACUCACAUCUAACCUACCAUUUUUUCUUUUCAUUUUGAUUCAGUUUUCCUUUUAGAGACUAAAGCAAAAUUAGAAAUAGGAACUGAAAAAGGUUUGGGGUUUUUGUGGGGGGCUGAAAGGACCUUAUGGUAGAAAGUAAAAGUUUUAUUGUUCAUUUUUUUCAGUGUUUGCCCCUCUCCUGUUUCUCCCUACUUUUUUUUUAAGUAAUCUAAAGUUUCUUGGUAUGUUCAAUUUAAGUGCACUUUAUUAGAUUUAGUUUUUCAACUUGUGGGAGCCACUUAAAUCCUCAUUGAAUGCACAGAAUUGUUAUUUGCAUGAAUAUUUUUGUGUCCUAGAAGGCAAAUUGGGAACUGAAUGCACAGAAAUUCUGUACAUGUAAGAUUUAGGUAUUUUAACGAGUUUAUUUCCCUGUUACUUAAAAUCAAGCCUAGGGGUGCACCUGGUAAAGACCCCCUCCUCCCUUAUCUGCACAGGGAUGCCCCUCAGGAGUGUCAGGACAUACCUCUCCCUUGACUUGGACAGUGAGGACUGAAGGGAAAGCAGAUGCAUUUUGUGCCUCUGACAAUUGUUUACGUCGGAGAGGGAGUAGGAGAUAAGCUAAAGAAUGUAAUUUGUCUUCCAUUUGAAGAUACCAGGGAGAGGUCUUAUCAUUUAGCAGCCCAGGAGUGUCUGUUGUAGAGAUGAUUUCUGUCAAUAGAGAGCAAAUCCAGUUGGGCAACUCAACUCUCUAUAAGCCGCCUGAGGGACAGGCACAAAACCUAAAGGAUAGAGAGUGACAUAUGGGGCAUGUCUAAUGGAGGCAAGCUGCGCUCAGUUCCUCAGCCCUUGAAAAGAGAAGUUUUUACUUAAUCGUCGGCGGGCGUAGAAAAUAGACCCACGCAGUAUAUGAACGUGUGGUGUUUAGUUAGGAAAGGAGUUUGCUUGUGACUCUGAUAGCAGAUUCACAGGAAGCACAUGGCAAGCCAACUUAUCUGAGUAUUUGUGCUGAGUAGUAUUAAAUUGUAGAAACAUUUUGAAGUCUGCUGUAGAAGAGUACUCCCAAAGUUUCCAUCUGAUAACAGCACCGAGUUUCCUGAAAGCUUUUUUUUAUUCUUUUGGAGUCUUUCUGUAAAGCUGAGCAAUUCAAUUAGAGUUCUCUACCUUCUUGUCCUCGGUGGCAGUAAAAACGACAAGAGUUUCGGGUCAUGCUUAUCGUCACAUGUCUCAUUGACUCCUCACUACCACCCUAUGAGGUGGGUGCUGUUCUCACUGCCAUUCUGCAGAUGAGGACCCCGAGGCACAAGAGGUUAAGUAACUUGCUCAGGCUUACACAACCAGCAGUGACAGAGGUGAGGCGAACCUUACCUGUUCUUUUGGUGCAGCGUGCCUUAAAUGUACCUGUUUAAUGCACAGCAACUUGUAGUACUUUUUAAAUUGGAGAUUUGAAUAUGUAAGUCCAUGUUUGGGUCUCUCUCUGCUUCUCAAGUUUAGGCAUCGGCCAGCUAGAUAAGGAUGUCUUUAUAGUUCUCAGUUAAAGAAGGCCAGCCAUGUGUGUAUCGGCUCUAGUUCAGAGCCAUAGGCUAAAAAUGACUAGAUUUGAAACCAGGGGAUCAGACAUGCUCUGGAUGCCCUUUUUUUAUUAUUAUUUUAUUUUUUUUUAUUAUUAAAUGUGGUUUUAAAAAUGGUGACUUAAAUAUACCUCAAGGAGUGAGUCAUCAUAGUCUUCUUCAUAAGUAUUCACAGGCCAUAAUGCUAAAGAAAAAAGCGCCGGGAAUAACUCAAACGGGUAACACUAUUGCACUGUUGUGGCUUUUAUUGAUGAACUAUUUUAACUUUGAAAGGAAGAAAACCA